UUUGAGAAAGGAGGCUGCGCGUGAGCUAUUUGGCAUCAUGAGGUACCAGAGAAGAAAGAACAAAUAAGUCCCGUCGCAGGAGACCGGCAGGGGGUGUUUCACCAUCCCGGAUUUUACAGGCGCCACACGAGGACAUUUGAGCGCAAAGAAGACCUUUUUUGGACUCGUAAAUCGUGAGGUUGGAGUUGGAGCUUUCGGCCCACAUCUGAUGAGUGGCUGAAGACUCAAGGAACCAACAAUGGAUAAAAACUUGUUCGGAGGAGUCCCCAGGUUCCUCACCCGCCCGAAGGCGUUCUCGGUGUGCGCCGGCAAGGACGCCACGCUGAGCUGCACCAUCGUGGGCAGCCCGACGCCGCUGGUCACCUGGGAAAAGGAGAAGCUGAAGCUGACCUCCGGGGGACGCUUCAAAACCGUGGAGGAUGGAGACGUGUACCGCCUCACCGUCUACGACUUGACUCUGGAGGACAGCGGCCAGUUCAUGUGCCGCGCCAGAAACAGCGUCGGGGAAGCCUACGCCGCCGUGACCCUCAAAGUGGCCCUGCCGGGAGAGAUGGCUCCGAGGGCCCCGGCCUUCACGGUUAAGCCCGCCCCGGCGCGCGUGGCCUUGGGAGACGACGUCGUCUUCCACUGCCGAGUUGUGGCUCACCCCGAGGCCAACUUCGACUGGGAGAAAGACGGGCGCUACUUGGGGGAGAGCAACCGCAUCAAGAUUGUUUCUGACAGUGACGGCAGCAUUUUGAAGAUCCAGAGCGUGCGCAACCUCGAUGGCGGAACCUACACCUGCAGGGCCCAGAACACCGUCGGCCGGUCGCACUGUGCGGCGGCCUUAGUCGUGGACGCCCAAGACUCCCGCCACCUGGCCGCAGACAAGAACACCUCCCUCCUUUCUCACCUGCAAAAGCGCAAGGAGGAAAUGAACAAGGACAUCUCUCUGUAUCGCACCGGGGAAAGCCGGUCCUCCGUCUCCUCCUCCUCCUCCUCCUCUAAUGCCAACGUCGCCGACAGUUCUCCGAGUCUGGAUAACGAGCUGAGGGCGUCCGCGCUGGCAAAGCUGCCCAAGGGCGUGUUCACCCGCACCUGCACGGUGACCGAAGGCAAGCACGCCAAGCUCAGCUGCUUUGUGACCGGUCACCCGAAGCCCCACAUCACCUGGAGGAAGGAUGGAGCAAACAUCCGCGAGGGCCGCAGGCAGGUCAUUUACGAGGACCACGCUGAGAACUUCAUCCUCAAGAUCCUCUAUUGCAAGCAGACCGACAACGGUCUCUACACCUGCAACGCGACCAACAUGGCCGGCCAGACCUACAGCGCCGUGUUGGUCACAGUCAAAGAGCCUAAAGUGCCAUUCAGGAGGAAGCUUCAGGAUGUAGAGGUUCAGGAGAAGGCGUCCGCCACGCUGAUGUGUGAGGUUCCUGUUAGUGCGACCAUGUCCAACUGGUUCAUGGAGGAGACGCGGCUGCAGCAAAGCACCAAAUAUUACAUGGAGCAGGAAGGCACCCUUCGGCGUCUCACCAUACACAAUGUCACCACCAACGAUGACGGAGUUUACAUCUGCGAGAUGAAGGAGGGCAGUCGCACCGUGGCUGAGCUCACCGUCCUGGGGAACAUAACUAAGAAACUUCCCCGCAGGACGGUGGUACCCGUCAGUGACACCGUCAUCUUCUGCGUGGAGCUGGAGCAGCCCUUCCCAGAUGCUCACUGGACUCGCGACGGAGACAAACUGCAGGAGGAUUCCCGUGUUUCCAUUGCGUGCGUGCUCAGACAAUACACGCUCACGAUUAGGGAUUGCCAGGCCGAUGACUCGGGAGAAGUGGCCUUUGUGGCUGGAGACUGCAAGACCUCCACUCGAUUCUCCGUCACCGCUGCAAGGAAGCAUCCUCCCGAUCCCCCAGUCGAUGCAGUGGUGCAGAACAAGACCGACUCGUCCGUCACCAUCCGGUGGUCUCCUCCCGACAGCGAGCGCCCUGUACCCAUCAAGGGCUACAUUGUGGAGAAGAGGAAGAUCGGCACUCAGACAUGGCAGAGGUGCAAUGCCGGCGAGACCAUUGUUUCAACAGAGGUCACCGUCUGCAGCUUCACGGAAGAAGCCACCUACCAGUUCCGCAUCUCCGCCAUGAAUGACUUUGGCCAAAGUCCUCACCUGGACGUGCCUGGAACCUUCUACCUCGAGCCCAGUGCUGAAAUCAAGAAAGGCCUGACGAGCAGCGUCGCACACUGCGGCGAGGAGUUCUCCAUCUCGGUGGAGCUGUCCGCCGUUUGCUCCUGCUUCUGGUCUCUGGGGGGCCGCCUGCUGCGCAGCGGAGCGGACUACCUGAUCACCAGGUCCAAGAACACGCACACGCUGCUCAUCCGUGUCGUGGCCAUGGAAAUGAACGGAGCCGAGGUGAAGUUUGUGGGCGGAGGCUCGCAGAGCAGCUGCAUCCUCACUGUGAAGGCUCCUCCUGUGAGGUUCACCAACAAGUCGGAUGUGGCGGAGGUGGUGGUCUGCAGCGCCCAAGCCACUGCUCAGCUGACCGCAGAGGUGUCGGAUUACGACGCGCAGGUGGUUUGGAUGAGAAAUGAGCGGGAGGUGAAAAUGGGAAAGAAGUAUGAAUGUCUGAUCAACGAGCGCAAGAGGAUCCUCACGGUGCACAAUGUUACCGAGGAAGACGUCGGCACCUACGAGUGUGUUUUAGCUGACGAUAGAAUGCCCCUGCGACUCGCUCUUAAAGACGAACCGGCCAAAUUUCUGAACAAAGCCAGAGGAACUGUGGGAAUGUCAUCGUCCCUCAAAGGAGACCUUGAGCUGAGCUGCGAGGUUUCUCCCGCCAGCGCGGCCGUCGCGUGGCGGAAAGAUCAAGUGGAGAUAACUGAGGACCAAAGAACUACCUUCGUCUCCAAAGGGACUCAAAGGAAACUCAUCAUCCGGAACGCCAAGAAAACCGACGAAGGACAUUACUCCUGCGAGACCGCGGCCGACAAAGUUACAUUCCAGGUCAAAAUAAAAGAAACUCAAGCCGUAGCUGCCUUCUCCAACAAGGAGUCAGUCCAGAAGGAGGUGAAAGCUUCUCUCUCCCAGAAGGCCACUCUCAGUUGCAGCGUUGCGGAUAGCAAGACAGAAGUGAAAUGGUGCAAAGACGGCAAGUCGUUGAUCUCCAGUCGGACUAUUUACUCGGAGAUGAAAGGCAACACCCGUCAGCUGGUGAUUGAAAAGGUGGAGAAGAGCGACGCUGGGGAGUACACGUGCGAAGCCGGGGGGGAUAAGCUGGUCUUCAAGAUAUUUGUUCCAGAGAUUCAAUCAGCUUUCUCCAACAAGGAGUCAGUCCAGAAGGAGGUGAAAGCCACUCUGUCGCAGAAAGCCACCCUGAGCUGUGAUGUUUCCGAUGCCAAGACGGAGGUGAAAUGGUGGAAGGACGGAAAGCUGCUGGCCACCAGCAAGACGAUCCGCACCGAGUCUACAGGCAGGAGUCGCCAGCUGUUUAUAGACAGCGUGGAGAAGAAGGACGCUGGAGAGUACGUCUGUGAGGCUGGGACUGAGAAGAUGGCUUUUAAGAUACACGUGGCAGAAGCCCAAUCAGCCUUCUCCAACAAGGAGUCAGUCCAGAAGGAGGUGAAAGCCACUCUGUCGCAGAAAGCCACUCUGAGCUGUGAUGUUUCCGAUGCCAAGACGGAGGUGAAAUGGUGGAAGGACGGAAAGCUGCUGGCCACCAGCAAGACGAUCCGCACCGAGUCUAAAGGCAGGAGUCGCCAGCUGUUUAUAGACAGCGUGGAGAAGAAGGACGCUGGAGAGUAUGUCUGUGAGGCUGGGACUGAGAAGAUGGCUUUUAAGAUACACGUGGCAGAGGCCCAAUCAGCCUUCUCCAACAAGGAGUCAGUCCAGAAGGAGGUGAAAGCCACUCUGUCGCAGAAAGCCACCCUGAGCUGUGAGGUCGCCGACACCAAGACGGAGGUGAAGUGGUGGAAGGACGGCAAGCUGCUGGCCACCAGCAAGACGAUACAUACAGAGUCGAGGGGUAAAAGCCGCCAGCUGGUGCUAGAGAGCGUGGAGAAGAAGGACGCUGGAGAGUACAUCUGUGACGUUGGGACGGAGAAGCUGGUCUUUAAAUUACAGGUGGAAGGUGCUUCGACGGAGGUCCAGGCUAAAUCCGCUUUUCUCAGCAAAGACUCGGUCCAAAAGGAAGUUAAAGCGACUCUCUCCCAGAAGGCCACCCUGAGCUGCGAGGUAGUCGAUAACAAAACAGAGGUGAAGUGGUCCAAGGAUGGAAAACUGCUGAGUAGCAGCAGAGCAGUUCACAUGGAAUCAAAGGGCCAGACCCGUCAGCUGGUGAUCGACAGCGUGGAGAGGAAGGAUGCAGGAGAAUACGCCUGUGAGGUCGGAACAGAAAAACUGGCAUUUAAAGUGCAGGUGACAGAAAGCCAAUCCAAGUCCUCCUUCUCCAACAAGGAGUCAGUCCAGAAGGAGGUGAAAGCCACUCUGUCGCAGAAAGCCACUCUGAGCUGUGAUGUCGCCGACGCCAAGACGGAGGUGAAAUGGUGGAAGGACGGAAAGCUGCUGGCCACCAGUAAGACGAUCCGCACCGAGUCUAAAGGCAGGAGUCGCCAGCUGGUGAUCGACAGCGUGGAGAAGAAGGAUGCUGGAGAGUACGUCUGUGAGGCUGGGACUGAGAAGAUGGCUUUUAAGAUACACGUGGCAGAGGCCCAAUCAGCCUUCUCCAACAAGGAGUCAGUCCAGAAGGAGGUGAAAGCCACUCUGUCGCAGAAAGCCACCCUGAGCUGUGAGGUCGCCGACACCAAGACGGAGGUGAAGUGGUACAAGGACGGCAAGCUGCUGACCACCAGCAAGACGAUCCGUGCGGAGUCCAGAGGCAAGAGUCGCCAGCUGGUGAUCGACAGCGUGGAGAAGAAGGACGCCGGAGAGUACAUGUGUGAGGCCGGGCCUGAGAAGUUGACAUUCAAGAUACAGGUGGCAGAAUCCCCGGCUGGCUUCUCCAACAAGGAGUCCGUCCGGACUGAGGUGAAAGCGUCGCUCUCCCAGAAAGCCACUCUGAGCUGUGAGGUUUCUGAUUCCAAGACUGAGGUGAAAUGGUACAAGGACGGCAAGCUGUUGACUUCCAGCAAAGCAGUCCACACGGAGUCCAGAGGCAGGAGUUGCGAGCUGGUGAUAGAAAAGAUGGAUAAAAAAGAUGUUGGAGAAUACACGUGUGAGGCCGGAACAGAAAAGCUGGUAUUUAAGCUUCAGAUGGCAGAUGAAACUGUCAAGUUCCAGAAGAAGCUCGUUAAGGACACAUGUACUGUUCAAGCUACUGAAAAGGUAGUUUUGACCACCGAGCUGACCAAAGAGUGCGGCAACGUGAAAUGGUUUAGAGAUGGCGUGGAGCUCAAGGAGGGGAGCAAGUACGAAAUGAAAAAAGAGGGCCUUUCUCGUACCCUGAUAGUGAAAUCAUCCGAAUCCAAAGACAGUGGAACGUACUCCUGUCAAACCGCUGAUGACAAACUGGAGUUCAAAGUUCAAGUUAAAGAUUCAGCUCUGAAGUUCGUGGUCCCUUUGAAAGCUGCCACGGUGGAGUUGGACGGCACACUCACCCUGAUGUGUGAACUGGAUCACGCCUCGGGGGACGUUGUCUGGCAGCGCGACGGUCGUGAAGUCAAACACGGGGGCCGGUACUGCGUCAGGGCGGACGGCGCUAAGCGGGUCCUCACUGUGACCGGCAUGACAAAAGAGGAUGAAGGAGAGUACAGCUGCGAAUGUAGAAAUGACAGGACCUCCGCCAAAGUCUCUUCUAAAGCACCCAGACUAGUGCGGCUAACCACAAAACCCAACAACGUGGCCGCGAUGGAGGGAAAGGACGCCAUUUUCAAGUGCGCCGUCAACCCGGCGGACGCCAACGUCAAAUGGUUCCACAACAGCAUACCCGUCACUGCCGGGCCCAAGUAUAAGAUGGAGCGGGGUGGAGGCAGCCACUCGCUCACCAUCACCUCCGUCACCCAAAAAGACGCAGGAGAGAUUAGCGUCGACGCAGAAGGCAAAAACUGCAAAGCUUCCCUUCAAGUGCAGCAUGAGCCCGUGACAUUCAAGAAAAAGCUAGAAAACCUGACAGCGGAGGAGCAGAGUGAAGUGAGGCUGGCGGUGGAGCUCAGCAAGCCGUCAGAUGAAGUGCGGUGGAUGAAGAACAGCGUAGUGCUGCAAUCUGCUGCAAACAUGGAGAUUCGGGUGGACGGCGCUAAGCAGGCUCUGGUCUUCAAGAGCGUGACGUGCGCUGACCGGGGCAUCUACUCCUGUGAAACUCUGGAUGACAAAACCCAGGCCAAGCUCAAUGUGGAGAUGAAGAAGAUCGAGGUUCUGAAGGGGCUAACGGAAACCAAGGCACAUGAGGCGGAGACAGUGACUCUCGAGGUAGAACUGAGUCAGGCCGAUGUUGAAGGCUCCUGGACCAGGGAUGGCGCCAAGUUCAAGACGGGGGCCAGCUGCCGUAUCACCGCUCUGGGGAAGAAGCAUGCCUUAACGUUGUCUGAUCUCAAGAGGGAGGAUGCGGGAACUAUUGCCUUCCAAGCGGAAGGAGUACACAGUUCUAGCAAACUGAUCGUCACAGAACCUCCCGCUGUGAUCUCCAAGCCCCUCACUGAUAUCAGCACUCCUGAGAAGGAGAAGGUCACUUUUGAUUGCGAAGUGUCCAGAACGAAUGCAGAUGUUAAAUGGUUCAAGGGUGAUGUGGAAGUGAAACCGGGUAAGAAUGUUGGCAUCCAUUCCUUGGGCCGAAAGCGAACUCUGGUCAUCAACAAAUGCGCCCCUGAAGAUGCAGGAACUUACAUCUGUCGCACCGCUGAUGACAACACGGCCGCCACGCUCGCCGUUCAGGCCAGAGAUAUUAGGAUUGUUAAGAAGCUGGAGGAUGUUGAAGUGAUGGAGAAGGAGAGUGCUGCCUUCGUCUGUGAAAUCUCCCACGACGAAGUGGAAUACCAGUGGUGCAAAGGAAGUAUCAAGCUCAAAGUCAGUGACAACAUCAAGAUGAGACAAGAGGGGAAAACCUAUACGCUGCUGUUUAAGGCCGUCACCACAGAAGAUAUGGGUGAGAUUAAAUUCACAGCUGACAAAGCCUCCUCAACUGCAAAACUGAGAGUGAAAGAGCUGCCCGUGAAGUUUGUGAAGAGACUCAGGGAUAAGAUAGCGAUGUUCAAGCACCGUGGCCACCUCGAAUGCCAAGUGUCUCGUGCCAGCGCCACGGUGAAGUGGUACAAGAACAAGCUGGAGAUCAAACACGGCAAGAAGUACGAGAUCAAAGCUGAAGAUGUGUACCGGAAACUCAUCAUCAAUGAUGUAGACUCAGGGGACGAGGACACCUACACCUGUGACGGUGCUGAUGACAAGACAAGCUGUAAACUACUUGUAGAAGAGCAGUCGAUCAGCAUUGUGCGGGAGCUCAGUUCGGUGGAGGUGACAGAACCCUUUGCAGCUGUUUUUGAGGUUGAAAUCAGCAUGGAGCUGGUGAAACCUCCUAUAUGGACUCUGAAUGGAGUACCUGUGCAGGAGAGCGCUGACGUGGAAAUGGAGAAAGAGGGAACUAUGCACCGUCUCACUUUCAAAAAGACCAAAGCAUCAAUGAGCGGACCUGUGCAGUUCACAGCUGGGAAGAGCAAGUCUUUAGCUCAGCUCGCAGUCAAAGAGCGUCCGCUUGAGAUAGCAGAGCCCAUCAAAGACGUGAAGGCAAAGGAGAAAAGCUCUGCUAUUCUCACCUGCAAGUUCUCUGCCGCACCCAAAGAGGUCAAUUGGUUCAGAGGUCAGGUACCUCUGUCAGCGUCAGACAAGUAUAACAUAAAGGGAGACGCUACAAGGGCUCAGCUUACCAUUCAAAGGUUAACAGAGGAAGACAGCGGAGAGUACCGCUGUCAGUCUGGACCUGCUGAGACCAGAGGGACACUCACUGUUGAAGUGCGGGACAUUAAGAUCACCAAGCACUUGGCGGACACGGAGGUCGACGAAGACAACGACGCAGUGUUCACCUGUGAGAUUAACUACGCAGAUGAAGAGGUGCAGUGGCUUCUGAAUGACAAGGUGCUCUUCACCAACGAGGUCAACGCCAUCGCCCACGACGGAAAGGUUCACAGGCUCACCCUGAAGAACCUGGCCCCUCAGGACGGAGGGACCAUCGCCUUUAAAGUCCGCAAAGUGAAAGAGUCUGUGACGCUACAGGUUAAAGAGAAGCGCGCUGUGUUCCUCAAGUCUCUAGAUGACGUCAUAGGGGAGGAGAAAGGCAUGAUAACUCUGGCGUGCGAGGCCUCCAAGCCAAGGGUUUCUCCCACAUGGAGAAAAGAGGGCCAAGUCUUGAAGGCUGGGUCAAAGUAUGAGCUCCUUCACACCGGCAGGUCUUUGGGGCUGAUCAUCAAGGACGUCACCAAAGAAGAUGCCGGAGAGUAUAGCUGUGAUCUUGGAACUGAGGUUUCUAAAGCCAAGGUCACUGUAAGAGAGCUCGGCAUCGGAAUUACCAAAUGGCUGAAGUCAGCUGAGGUGAAUGAAGGGGACUCGUGUAGCUUUGAGUGCAUAUUAUCUCGUGAGAGCACAGACGAGUGUUCCUGGACUCUUAAUGGCCACACCGUCACAAACGGAGGACGCUUCAAUGUCACCAGUAAAGGACGCAAGUACAUGCUGACCGUCAAGGAUGUCGUUCCUGCCGAUGCUGGCGAGGUGGUCUUCAACAUCAAAGACCUGAGCUCCAAAACAACAUUGACGGUUGAAGGUCGAGCUGCGUAUGUGUCUAAAGAACUGCAGAACGUUAGUGCUGUUCAAGGCGAAGACGCCGUAUUUACCUGUGAGCUGACGCAGUCUAAUUCCACCGUAAAGUGGGCCAAGGAAAGCAAAGCCAUCAAAAAGAGCCAAAAGUACGACAUUUGCCAAGAGGAGAAAAUCCUGAAGCUGACCGUCCGUAACGUCUCGGCUCAAGACUCGGGAGAGUACAGUUGUGAAGUUGUGGGAGGAGCAACCACUAAAGCCAAGCUGGAAAUCAGGGAGCCAAUCCAUAAAUUCACUAAAGCUCUUAUGGACAGCCGGGCCGAGGAGAAGAGCUCCCUGACCUUGCAAUGCCAGACCGCACAAACCGCAUCCGCUGUGACCUGGCUUAAAGGCCACGCAGAACUCACGGCGGGGGGUCGAUAUGAGAUGUCCCAGAAGGGGGAGAUCCUUACUCUCACCAUCAAACACCUGGAGGUGGAAGACACCGAUAUCUACACUUGUGACGUGGGCACCGCCAAGAGCAUGGCAAAGGUGACCGUGGACGCCCCGCCGGCAAAUUUUAAGGAGAAGCUCAACAACCAGGAGAAGAAGGAGGGAGAGUCUGUGACACUUUGCUGCAAGUUAUCGAAACCCGCUAAUUGUGUUCAAUGGAAAAAGGGCUCUGAAAUUCUGAAAUCUGGAGGAAAGUAUGACAUGAAGCAGGAGGAGACUUCUUGUGAGCUUCAGAUUAAGAAUUUAGAGGUUGAAGAUAGUGGAGAGUAUUAUUGCACGUGUGGGGACCAGAAGACAUCUGCAACUGUUAAAGUCAACGCAUUGCCGCCGAACUACGUCCAGAAGCUUGAGAGCCAGGAGGCCGAGGAGGGAGCCAGUGUGACUCUGCGUUGUGAGCUGUCUAAACCUGGAGUACCUGUAGAGUGGAAGAAGGGAACUGAGACCCUGAAGUCUGGAGAGAUGUACCAGAUGAAGCAGAAGGCCUGUGUCAAUGAACUCCUCAUCAAUAAGGUGGAGCCAGAAGACAGUGGAGACUACAGCUGUGUGUGUGGAGACCAGAAGACCUCAGCUAGCAUCAAGAUCAACGUUCUUCCAGUCACGGUCGUUCGAGACCUGGAGAGCCAAGAGGCAGAGGAGGGAAACAUUGUCACUCUGCACUGUGAGCUUUCUAAACCGCGACUCCCCGUCCAGUGGAAGAGAGGAACUCAAGUACUGAGUUGUGGAGAAAAGUACCACAUGAAACAAAUGGGAUUCACUUAUGAGCUACAGAUCUUCGACGUAAGACUCGAGGACACGGGAAGCUACGCCUGCUGUUCAGAGGAGACACUGUGCUCCGCCUCUGUAGUAGUGAACGCUGCCCCGGUAAUUUUCAUUAAAGAACUUGAAAGCCAAAUGGCUGAUGAGGGGGGCAGUGUGACCCUGCACUGUGAGCUUUCUAAGCCCGGUGUUCCUCUGGAGUGGAGGAAAGGAGAGCUCGGCCUUUGUCCUUGUGCAAAGUACGAAAUUAGACAAUCGGCGCAUCAGGCUUCACUGGUGAUCCACGAUGUAGACCGAGAGGAUGCCGGCAGCUACACAUGUGACACCGGUGUCCAUCGUAGCAGUGCACAAGUGGACGUGAAGGCCCAGCCGGUGCUUUUCAAAACCCAGCUGCAAAACCUUGAAAGAGAGGAAGGGGAGGGCGCCAGUCUUCGCUGUGAGACCACAAAGCCGGGAGCCAGUGUGGUCUGGAGGUGUGGGGACAGGACGCUGGCGCCCAGCAGCAAGUAUCACCUGAGACAGGAAGGAACCACAGUGGAACUCUUCAUCUACAGGCUGCAGACAGCUGACUCCGGCGAAUACUCCUGUGAUACGGGCUACCAGAGGACUUCAGCCGUCCUCACCGUGCAGGAGGUGGAGGUUAGCAUACUGAAAUUCUUGGAGAGCUGCGUUGUGUACGAGGGAGAGGACGUUCGCUUUGAAUGCAGGGUUUCUCGCGAGGACGCGCCUCUGGCUCAGUGGAAGCUCCAGGACGUCCCGCUACAGAGUAAUGAAAUGAACCUGAUCAGGUCUGAGGGUCUGGUACACAGCCUCACACUCAGAGGGGUCACCGCAGCUGACUCAGGAACGGUCACUUUCACAGUGGGUAACCACACCUCCACCGCUUCUCUGACAGUCAGAGCCGCACCUGUUGUAUUCACGAAGGAGCUGGAAAGCCAAAAGGCCGUUGAAGGAGACGAGGCCACCCUGUCCUGUGAGACAUCCAGCCCCGACUGCAGGGUGAUCUGGACGAAGGGCUCGUCUGUGCUCACCGCUGGAGAGAAGUUCUCCAUGGAGCAGAGAGCUGCCACUCACAGCCUGCUCAUACGCAAGCUGAACGCGAAGGACAGCGGAGAAUAUACCUGUGAUACAGGAGAAAAGAAGACGACAGCGACCCUGACUGUGAAAGAGCAUGUGCGCCUCGUCCGGGAGCUCCGGGAUAUGACCGUGGCCACCGGGCAGGACGCCGUCUUUGAGGUGGAGUUGUCUCAUUCAGAUGUGACAAACGGAGAAUGGUGGCUGGGAGAAAACCUCCUCCAAAAUAACGACCUGAAUCAAAUGAGCUGCCAGGGCAAAGUGCACCGCCUGGUCCUGAAGAUGGUGACCACAGAUGAAUCCGGAGAUGUUGCCUUUGUAGUGGGACAAGAGAAGAGCGUGGCUUGUCUUCUGGUGGAGGAGAAACCCAAAGUGCUAAUACUAGAGAAGCCACUCGACACUGUGGCACUAGAGGGGGAAAUGGUCACUCUGGCCUGCACCGUCUCCGACGCCAAGGCCACUGUUACCUGGAUCAGAAACAAGGUGGCCAUCCGAGCAGGUCUCAAGUAUGACCUGAGGAGCAACGGAGCACUCCACCAGCUUUGUAUCCACAACCCGGUACCCGAGGACUCGGGGACGUACACUUGUGACACAGGAGAUGCACAGUGUGACGUCAGCUUGACUGUGGAAGGUGCCCCAGUGUUCUUCCACAAGGAGCUGAAGAACCUGGACGCCGUGGAGGGCGAUGAUGUCACCUUGCGCUGCGAGCUAUCUAAGCCAGGUGUCCGCGUUGAGUGGAGGAAAGGAGGCAUAGUCCUCCAGCCCGGUAUGAAGUGUGAAAUGAGGCAGGAAGGUUGCAUUCAAGAGCUCUUGUUGCGGAACCUGGAGCCCGAGGACAGUGGUUACUACACCUGCGAUGCAGGAGACCAGCUAACCACAUCUUCUUUGGCAGUGCAAGUGAAAGAAGUCUUCAUAGUGUGCGGUCUUAAGACCGUCGAUGUCUUUGUUGGGGAGUGGGCAACUUUCUCCUGCCAGCUGUCUGGUAGGGCACCUGGCCAGGUGCAGUGGUGGCUAGAUGGCACCUUGUUGGAGAACAGCGCCUUUAGUGAGAUAGAGCUGAGCCAAGGACACAUCCACACGCUCACCUUAAAGGACCUGGCCACAGACGACUCUGGCGCUGUCACGUUCAAAGCGGGCAAUUUAACGUCAACAGCCAAGCUCUUAGUCAAAGAUCCCACAGUUGAAGUGGUGAGCGAGAUGGAGGACCUUCGGGUGCUUGAGAACCAACCGGCUGAGUUCGUCUGCCAGUACUCAAGGCCGGUCAAGGCUCAGUGGAAAAAAGACGGGCGGCCAUUGCAGCCUGAUGGCCGCAGGGUGUUAGUGGAGGAGGACUGGAAUGUGGCGCGCUUGUACAUUAGCCGUGUGUCCGCCGAGGACCGGGGCACAUACUCCUGUGAGGCGGGGGAGACCUGCUCGGUCGCUUCACUUUACGUGGAAGGCAAACCCAUUGACAUCGUGCAGGGCCUGGAGAAUGUAGAAACCUUUGAUGGAGGUGAAGCGCUGUUCGAGUGUGCCCUCUCUCGUCCCGAGAGCAAAGAUUGCCACUGGCUCCUCGAUGGCAAACCAGUUAAGGAGUCCCCCAAUGCUGAAAUUGUGACAUUUGAGAGUGGUCUUCGUCAUCUGCUGCUGCUGAAAGAGUUGAGAGUGAAAGACAGUUGCACAGUGACGUUCAAAGCCUGCGCGGCAUCUUCAUCCGCUCAACUCUGCGUCAAGCGUUGGCAGCUGGAUGUGGUGAAGCCCCUGGAGGACAAGGUGGCUGCGGUGGGGGAGAAGGUUGAGUUUUGCGUUGAGCUCACUGAGCCCGUCCCUAUGGCCGAAGUGGCCUGGUACGCAAAUGGCGUCGAGAUCAAGCCCAGUGACCUCUGGGCCACGAGGGCCGACGGCUGCUCCUAUCGACUUGUCCUGAGACGGGCACCUCUUUUGCCACCGCAGGAGAUUACAUUUGCUGCAAGAGAUGCUCUCUCUUUGGCCAAGCUCAACAUUAUCACCGUACCUGAUCCUCCAGAGGACCCGGAGGUCCUCAAUAAAACUGAAAAGUCUGUGGUUCUCUCUUGGUUCACUCCUUUACACGACGGAGGGAGUCCCAUUCUGGGCUACAGGGUGGAGAUGCGGCUGGCAGACAGUUCCCUGUGGCUUCCAUCUCACUCUGAACCCGUGUGCAACACAGAGUUUGUGGUUGAAAACCUCACGCCGGGGAGUGGCUACAGGUUCAGGGUGGCAGCCAUCAACCGAGCCGGGAUUGGGGAGCCUGUCGAGCUGCCGCAGACUGUGCAGCUUGGUACAAAGGCAAAACAGGAAGAAAGUGAGAUGAUGGGCCAACCCAGUCUGCCUCCAGAAGCUGCUGAAGAAGGUGAUGUGCACGAGCUGUGGGAGGAAUCGGCCAAGAAACGCCGCAUGAGCCGAGAGCCGACUCUGGACUCCAUCACUGAACAACCGGAGGAGGUCGUCGGUGGUCAAAAGAAAUCCGCGCAGAAAGAUUUGAAGUCCGUUGAGAAAGUGGAAAUAAAAUCAGAAGAGCAAGCGCAGGUCACCGUGUCCAAGAAGCAGACGGAGUCCAAGGUGUCCUCCAGCUCCGGGGACGUGUCUGUUGCUGGUGGUUCAACGCUCGUCUCCUACCUCAAGAAGAGCAGCACGGCUUCUGUCACAGCGACCAGCGAGUCGGGACCUAUGACCACUGAGAGGUUCUUUGAACAUUUCAAGAUGGCAGAGCAGAGAACAGUGCAGCAUACUAGCGUUGAAACAACCACGAUUCAGCAGACGGACGGACAACAGGUGCCGGCAAAGGAGGCGGACAGCAUGGAGAUCAGCAAAGAGGAUGAGCCUGAGCUCAGAGACGCCGCCAUUAAGAUUCAAGCCGCCUUCAAGGGCUACAAGGCCCGCAGGGACAUGCGACCUGUCUUCAAAGACGGCUUCAAAGACCAGACUAAAGAACCCAACGGCACCAUUCAUCUAGAAUGUGUGGCUGAAGGUAAACCCGAUAAGAUGCGCUGGCUGAAGGACGGAGAACCGCUGCAGGAUGGCAAGCACCACCACAUUGAUAUCUACAACGAUGGCACCUGCUCUCUGGUCAUCACCGCCAUCACCACAAAGGACACUGGCGUCUACUCCUGUGAGGUCACCAACAGGUUUGGAGUCACCUCCCACAGCGGUAAGGUCACGGUAGGAACGGAGAGAGAAACGUCCGCCCGACGGCCGCUGACCGUGGGCUACAGCGCCGACAGCGAGCCGGAGAGCUCCUCGGGAAGUGAGAUGGACGACUCGCUGAGGCAGGCGAGCAGACGUCUGCGGCGCCUGCUGCGCACGCGUCUGCCCCCGGACGUCGAAGAAGAACCGUUUGUCAGCGCAGACGAAGGGGACCUUGGCCACCCGGACCCGCACUCUUACAGAGAGGACGACAGUUACAUUUACAUUCGCUUCGACUCGCGGACGGAGGCCGAGGUCGCCUCGAAGAGGUUCAUGGAGAUGUUUACGGUCCACGGCGUUCCCGUGGAGACCACCAUCCUGGAGGCGGGGCCUCUCAAAGUGGAGCUGCGAAUUAGAAAGAUGGGCUACACACAAGACGGCACACAGACCCCCACACAGGAACGACAGCCUCCUGCAUUCAUGGCCGGAGCUCAAGCUGCCCCGGUGUUCUUGACGGAGCUACAAAGUCAGGAUGUCCCGGACGGUUACCCAGUCAGCUUUGACUGCGUUGUGAUCGGAAAGCCCACCCCCGCCGUUCGCUGGUACAAAGACGGCAAAUUGCUGGCGGAGAACGACCAUUACAUGAUCAACGAGGACCAGGAGGGCUGCCACCAACUCAUCAUUACCGCCGUGCUGCCCACCGACAUGGGCGUCUAUCGCUGCACAGCUGAAAACAGCAGCGGCAUCGCGGCCACCAAGGCCGAACUCAGGGUCGACAUGUCGUGCAGCUCGGAUUAUGACACGGCUGCUGAUGCCACGGAGACGUCUUCCUAUGUCAGUGCCAGGGGCUACAUGUCCAGGGAAACCGAGACAUUCGAGUCCGUAGCCGAAGAUGAUCAGUUACCACAGGUUGUGGACGAGCUUCACGAUGUUCACGUCAGUCCAGGUUCACCCGUUGCUAAGAUGCAGCUCAAAGUGAAGGGCUUCCCUAAACCCAGAAUAUACUGGUUCAAAGAUGGCCACCCUCUGCGAUCUUCAGGGAGGAUUCUGCUGCUGGCAGAGAGAGACGUUCAUGCCGUGGAGAUCCUGGAGGUGAAGAAAGAGGACAUGGGGGAGUACUCUGCGUACAUCAGCAACGCAGCGGGCUCCGCUUACUCCUCCGCCCGCCUGGUAGUUCUGAGUCCGGGGGAGAUUAUGCCACAAGAUAAAAGAGACCCCAAGGUGCCUCUAGUGCCACCUCGCUUCCUGGAAAGGUUCAGCAACAGGAAGGUGAAACAAGGAGCCAGCAUCACUCUGUCUGUCAAAGUAGAAGGCUCCCCCGCUCCGAUGGUCUCCUGGCUGAAGGAGGAAUCGGUGGAGGAUGUCCUGUGGAUCAAGCCCGAUACCAAAGGAUACAAAAUAGCCAGCUCGGGGCGCCAGCACAGCCUCAUCUUGAUGGACGUGGGCACAGAAUACACUGGCGCCUACACCUGCAUCGCCACAAAUAGAGCGGGGCAGUCCAUCUGCACGGCCCACCUAGGGGUUGAUCAGACGCCGCAACCAAAGAAGGAGCCCAAAGCCUCAGAGGUUCUCAACAUCACAGUUAGUGCUCCAGAAGAGGCGGCCGGCAAAGCAAAAGAGAGUAAAACAUCGUACCUAGGUGAAGUAGGUACCGAGGAAUUCCUCCUGAAACUCACCAACCAGAUCACUGAAAUGGUAUCAGCAAAGAUUACACAGGACAGCUCACAGAAUCUUGAAGUGCUCCAGUGGAUGAAAUCUUGGCCCAAAACUACCACUUCUUUACGCGUACCGGGCGCUGACAGCGACGAUGAGACCAAGACCCCGUCUGCGUCGCCUCAUCACGGCCGCUCUCGCCCCCCCUCUCUCAUCGCUGACUCCUCCUCGGAAUCGGACGAGGGGGACGCAAGGGGAGAGAUGUGUGACAUCUACGUGGCAACGGCCGACUACAACCCCACGUUAGCAAGCAAAGAAUCCAUCUCCCUCAAGGAGGGACAGUAUGUGGAGGUUUUGGACUCGGCUCAUCCGCUCAAAUGGUUGGUCCGGACCAAACCCACCAAAAACACACCGUCCCGUCAAGGCUGGGUCUCACCCGCCUACCUGGACAAGAAGCUCAAACUUUCUGCUGAUUCGAGUGACCUUCCGGAGACAAACUCAGAGGAGGUGUCUGAGGGUGAAUACAAAAGGAAGUUAUUCCAACUCAUCCAAGAACUGAUAAAUGGAGAGUCGGAGUUUGUCAAAGAGAUGGACUUCUUCACCUCCCAUCACCGGAAGCAUGCCGACAGCCCCGAUGCGCCGCCCGAUGUCAGCAGCCAGACGGAAGCCAUAUUCAGGAACAUUGAUGACAUCAACUCCUUCCACAGCAAGGCAUUCCUUCCCAAGUUGAACGACUGUGACACGGACGAUGAUGUCGCCAUGUGCUUCCUGAAGAACAAGGAGGGCUUUGAGAAGUACCUCCACUAUCUCGUCGGUCAGAGUCUGGCCGAGUCGGCUGUCAGCGACAAGGCCGUCCACCGCUUCUUCAAGGAGUACACAGACAAAGUACAAGCCAACGCAGACCCCGCUGACCCCCCGGUACGUAGCGUCAACGCCAGCCUCCAACAGCCACUGGAGAGGAUUCAGAAGUACAAGGCCGCCCUCAAGGAGCUCAUCCGAAACAAGGCCAAAAAUGGCCAGAACUGCUGCCUUCUGGAAGAAGCGUAUGCCAUGGUGUCCGCACUCCCUCAGCGCUCUGAGAACACGCACCACGUCUCCAUGAUCGAGAACUAUCCGGCCACACUGGACGUAUUAGGAGAGCCAAUGAGACAGGGACCCUUCCAAGUGUGGGAAGGGGCGCCAGGAAUCAGGACGUCCUCUAGAGGACACCACCGGCAUGUGUUCCUGUUUAAGAACUACUGCAUAAUCUGCAAGCCCAAGAGGGACAGCAACACCGACACACAACAAUACGUUUUUAAGAACAUGAUGAAGCUGAACAACAUUGACGUGAACGAGACGGUGGAGGGCGACGACCGCGCCUUCGAGAUCUGGCACGAGCGCGAGGACUCUGUGAGGAAGUACACCUUGCAGGCGCGCACCGUCACCAUCAAGAACUCGUGGCUGAGAGACUUCCGAGAACUGCAGCAGCGAUACAGCAUGCCUGCGUGGAGUCCUCCCGACUUUGAUGAAAUUCUAGCAAACUGCACAGCAGAGCUGGGACAGACUGUUAAGCUGGCCUGCAAAGUCACUGGUGUUCCCAAACCAGCCGUCACUUGGUUCAAGGACGGACGUGCCGUGGAGGCCGAUCCUCAUCACAUCGUCAUCCAGGACCCGGACGGUUCCUGCACUCUGAUCUUGGACAACAUGACAGCCGAUGACUCCGGGCAGUACAUGUGCUUCGCCGCGAGCUCGGCCGGCAACGCCAGCACUCUCGGCAAGAUCACUGUUCAGGUGCCUCCUCGGUUCGUGAAUAAAAUGAGGAAUGCUACAUUUGUUGCUGGAGGAGACACUCAGUUCACCUGCGUCAUACAGAGCGCCCCCAACCCCAAGAUCAGGUGGUUCAAAGACGGCCGGCUGCUGACCGACCAGGAGAAGUAUCAGACCUACAGCGAGCUCCGCAGUGGAGUUCUGGUCCUGGCCAUAAAAAACCUGACGGAGAGAGACCUGGGACACUACGAGUGCGAGCUGUCUAAUCGUCUGGGCACGGCCAAGUGUGGCGCUCGUCUCGCCCCCCCCUCUGCUGCGACUCGCGGCGGGCAGGCCAUCAAUAUCGAAGUUACUGAACAGGAGACGAGGAUACCAAAGAAAACCAUCAUCAUCGAGGAGACCAUAACCACUGUGGUGAAGAACCAACGUAUGAGGAGGCACAAGUCUCCCGGAUUGUCUGCUGCUGGACUCCACCGCUCAGAGACCUCCACCCCGGAGCCCCCCGCAGCCCGCCCGAGGAGGAUUCCCACCCCGAGAAAGAGCGCCAUCCCCACGCUCUAUGUUACCGUGCCCGAGGGCGCGGAAGCGAGCGCCCCGGCGAGCAAGCCCAGGUGGGUGGAGGUGGAGGAGGUCAUCGAGUACAAGGUCAAUAAAUCGCCCAGGCUGUCGAGGAGAAGGGGCAUCUCCCCCGCAGGGUCUGACCGAGCAACGAUUGCCCCCAGACCCAGAAGAUCCACAGCGGCGAACCCAAACACUAACAAUUCCAACAACAAGCUGGUGGAGCAGGCCCAGCUGCAGGGAGACCUCAGCAGCCAGCCGCUGUCCUGGGAAGAAGAGGAGGAGGGUGUUCCCUCUGAUUCUGCCACGGAAGUCACCGAAGAACCACGUGAGCUCUCGUCUGUCCUCAGUCCAGCUGGAGAGGACAGUGAGGACCUGGACGACGAUCAAACCAUCAUCUUUGAACCCGACGAUGAAGAGGAGGAUCAUAACUCGCUCGGAAGACCGCAGCCUGAGAUCCUGACCCGAGGCGGCCGUGUUUUGACCCUGGAGGACUUGGAGGACUACGUCCCAGAAGAUGGAGAGACCUUCGGUUUGUCCGGCAGCCGCGAGCCUGCUGCAGAGAAGCCCUGUGAGAUCUCGGUGCUCCAGAGGGAGAUCGGCGGGUCCACCGUAGGACAGCCGGUGCUCCUCAACGUGGGACGGCCUGUCGUGGUCCAGAGGCAGAGAAGCGGCUUCUUCGGCCGGUUCAGGGAGCAUCUCUCCGGCAGCCUUUUCUCAUCCGGAGUCCCACAAGCCAGCGGAGGUCAGUCCAGGACAGAGAGGUACGUCCCCAUCCAAGUGAGCCACGCAAAGGUCGAAGUGAAGCCUUCGUACCGCUCAGAGGUGCAGAGAGUCGAUGGCGGGCAGCAGAGCUUCAAGACCAAAGUGUCCACUCAGACCUACGGCUACACAUCAGUGGGCAACCCAGUCACUCUACAGAUCAGCGACGAGCUUCAUCAGAACCAGUAGGAGCCCUCUUUGUCUUAAAUGGGGACAUUUAAUGACAUGAACAACGCAUCGCUGGGUCUUUUUCUUGACGAGUUGGAAGAUAUGAGUAUUAAUAUGUUACCGUACGCAUGUUUCAGUCCCAAACUGCUUUGUUACAACUGCUUGAUGACAUUUGAUGACAUGCGGAAUGUCUUGUACAAUGUACAUGGUGGACACAGAGAAAAGGGAAAUUAAGGUGCGACAUUUUACUGAUGAGCGGAUUUGUUUUUUAGUUUAGUUUAGAGUUUUUCAAAUCAUCACAUUUCACUUAAAUAGACCUUCCAGAAUUAAUGAACCUUGACCCACUAGUAGUAACUGAUCCCGGCAUCAUCCGUAGUGACGACUAUUGCUGUACACACAAAGAAAUGAUCAUAGAGUAUAUUUAGGUAUAUAUAUUUUGGGGGGUUUUACUUUUGUACCUUUUGCAGUGCUUUAGCGUCCUGGAGCAGCAAAUGUUGGAAUUAGUGAGGUCACGUCUAGAUCUUUCUAGCUCAGUAUUAAGUUCCUUUAAAUCAAACAAACCAACAGAACUUUGUCCAGUCAAAUUCAGUUUGGGUGUUUGUUAAUUAUUUAUUGGUGAGCGGCUUUUACAAAAUGGCAUUUCUACAAGUAAGCCAUCGGUAAAGUAAAUCCUCUUCACCCUGUAUCUCUCUGUGUGACUGCAUGUGUUAUUUGUUGUUGGGAAACAGGUUUGCACCAAUAAUUAAACGUGACACUUAGUGAUGAAGUGCAAUCACCGGGUCACAUGCAAGAUAUUUAGAUUGGUGCCUGCAUUGAUCUGCUCUCUAAUGUUGUAUUUUAUUGCGAUGGAACGUUUGUGAAAGCUCAAAGUCUACUACCUUUUUAAUAGCGACUAGAAACAGUAGCUGGCCCUUGAAGAUUUGUGGUGUUGUUUUAAAAGGUAUUUUAGUCAGUUACAAAGAGCGAGUUAUGUAUUAACGUUAACGCACUGAUAUAUUGUAAUAGCCUGUCCUGUAUGUGUGUCUCUUUUUCAAAUAUGUUUGAGUUAUCUAAUAAAUAGUUGUACUGCAAAUAA
Molecule: messenger RNA, 20108 nt
Organism: Gasterosteus aculeatus aculeatus (three-spined stickleback)
Lineage: Eukaryota; Metazoa; Chordata; Actinopteri; Perciformes; Gasterosteidae
Source: RefSeq, a predicted model, not a curated record